AUGCGGGCCGCAGUGCAGAGAGCGGCCUGGCCAGCACGGCCUCAGCCUAAUAAGCGGACGGCUCGGAAAGGACGCGGCCUUGGCGGCAAGGUCCCGCGCCCACAUCUCCCUGGAGCCACACUCGCGAGGGACGCCGCACCGCCCACGCCGCCCAACAGUUUUUGUUGGUUAAGAGUAGUUAAAACUUUGUUUGCCAAGCUGGAUAACACAGUGGGCGGUAGAUAUCUCAAUCUACAAGAUAACGAAUUCGUUCAUAAUGUCACAACAGAUCUGCAGCACUUCGUUACGACACAUAAAAAUCAGCGAAGCGUGCUGAUUUUCCCGCCGGUCAGUAACUACAGGCGAUUUUUAAUCCACAAAUUGUGCGAGGAAACGUACACCAACCUGAAAACAUUCUCAGUCGGACAAGGCUUGGCAAGAAGAACUGUGGUGUGCUUCCAGGAACAUCUAAUCAGGAAGCUAGAAAGAAAUGCCUCAGAUAAACCAACGGUGACAGGUCUGCCCAACCAUACAGGAAGAAUGGUUGUAGACCGACAACACUUGACAAAUAGUGAUGAAGGUGCUCCUGUGCUCACUUCUGCCACCAAGAAAGUGAGGUCCAGUGCACCUUUAAAUAUAUACCGCCCACCUGCUUUGCGCAAACGGAAUGAAGCCUUGGAGGUCUCAAGCUGUGAUUCUAGUCCAGAGAUUGUUCCUGUCCAAAAGGCCGAGAGACUCAGGCCGGCGAAGCAACGUAGGCCAGAUAUUCAGGUUUAUGUACCUCGAGCAAAACGAAUUCUUGCAACUCCAGAACAUAAUGAAAGGUCACCAGCUGCAUUACGUUCUACACCACCUGAAAACAAAAAGACUUCAAGCACAAAGAAAUCUGGUGAUGACAAGGAUUCUCGUCGGACACCAUCUAAAACUAAACAACUUGAUGAUAAAUCUUCAUGCCACCAGCAGUUACAACCUGCCAGUGAUGAUAGAAAGGACCUAAGUAUUACUUCUAAUAACAAGAACAAUAACAAAAAUGUGGAUAAUUUUUAUGAAACAAAUAUUGAUAUACCAUCCGCUGCUGCUGAUAGAAGUGCUCUAACUAGAAGCAGUGAACGAAGGGAUCGAGUCAUUUGUGGGGAAGUUGGUGUAGAAGUAAUUUCGGACCAGGGUCAAAAUGAGGAAAGAGUAGAGUGCGUUGCUGAGAUUCUUAGUAGAUGUGCGGUCCCCCUAACUCACACCAACAGUUUAGCAGAAGAUUGUUGCCAUUGUGGUGAAGUGCAAAGAGAACAACAUGAAUGUGAGAUCAGUGGAUGCAGAACAGAUUUCCCAUCUGGUUUAUGUGCUGAAAAUGUAAGUGAACCAGUACUGGAAAGUGCUAAAACUGUGACUGACUUUCAUGAAGAAGUGGAAGACUGUUGUAAAACUUGUAAUAGGACGUUAAGACUGUGCGACUGUAAUAUUUCAAACUGUGUAGAUACCAUAAAUGAAAAUUCUGAAGUUGGUAUAUGUCCCCCUAAUUUAGACUCACUAAAAAAUGUAGAUAGUGUUGAAGAGAGUAUAGUAAAUGUAGGGGAGAGAUCAGUAGAAGAAGAAGAUAUGAAAGAUUGUAGUCUGGGACAAGAAAGUAGGGACUUGGGUGUAGUGGAAGACAUUUCACAUAAGCCAACUUUGGAAACAAGUAGCAAUACAAGUGAACAAAAUUCAUUCUUCCAGAAAGUGCCUCAAGAUCAGGUAGAAGACAAGAAUGCCAAUAUUGCAAAGGACAGUGUGGAUGAUGUAGAUAAGAAUGCUCCUGUGUCAGAGGGCAGUGUCUUAUCUGAUGUACUUAUUAUUUCAGACAACAGUGACAGUUUGCUUGAACCAAGUAUAUCACUUGAUUCAAAGGGAUCAGGUAGUAACAACAGUGUUGGAAAUACGUCUGGACCCACAGCUCAAGAAAAACAAAUUGAGCAAAUUACACCUUCAGCUGACAACUCCGUGUCAACAGAUCCUACACAAGUGAGACUGAAUCCUGAUGAAUGCACGUGGGAAAUGAUGUUUGAUGACAAUGGUGACUGUCUGGAUCCUAAACUCAUUGAGGAGAUUACAAAUGCUGUUGGCUCAGUGAAAAUUGAAAAGCCCAAGUCUGAUUACAAUGGUUACCAAAAUAAGCCAGAAAUUAUUCUUGAUCCUGGUGAUGAAUUUUCUCAUGUUAUUGAAAUAUAUAAUUUUCCAGCAGCAUUUAAAACGGAAGAUCUGGUCACCAUAUUUUCUCCUUAUAAAAAUGGUGGCUUUGAAAUUAAAUGGGUGGAUAAUACACAUGCACUAGGAAUUUUUAGCAGCUCAUUUGUUGCUGCUGAAGUUUUGGCAGCAGAACAUCCCUUUGUUAAAACUCGUCCGCUGAGAGAGGCAAGCCAUGAAUCACGAAUGAAGGCACGGCGAUCAGCAGAAUUCCUUCAGCCUUACAAAGUAAGGCCAGAAACGUGUGCUGCACUGGCUCGACGUCUGGUUACUGGAGCCUUGGGUGUCAAAGUAAAUGUUACAAGAGAAGAGCGUGAAGCUGAAAGACGACUUCUAAGGGAGGCCAGAGAGAAGAAACGGUUAGCAGCAAAACAGAGAGAUGAAAUAUGGGAAGGAACGUUUUCUGCAAACUAAGUGACAAAUAACAAAAAAUAUUUUUGUAUAAUAUUUUAAUAUGAAAGCUAAAUUCAUGUACAUGUUUUUACUGAAUAGUUAUUCUUCAGAGUUGUGGCACUGUUGUAUAGAAUGUAACAAAAUGAAGUUCAUAGUUACAUAAUUAUAAUAUUGUUAAUUUAUGCAGUGAUGUUCCUUACUGAGAGGCAGGUAAUGAUACCUGUUAAGUGCCAUUAAUCAAUGAAACUGUUCACUGCAAUGAUAUUUUGUAAGAAGCUCUUACUAAAUAUUUUGGAACUUGAGUAGCAUCAUCUUCUGAUUGUUACACCCGACAUGACAUAAUUUUGAUACAUUUUUGUUUGGAACAAAUGUUACACGAUUCCAGUAUAAACAAGCUUCAGAUAUUUAAAAUAAAUAUAGAAUUGGCUAUUUA
Molecule: messenger RNA, 3022 nt
Organism: Schistocerca americana (American grasshopper)
Lineage: Eukaryota; Metazoa; Arthropoda; Insecta; Orthoptera; Acrididae
Exons: 9
Coding region: 1-2610 (869 amino acids)
Molecular function (GO): nucleic acid binding
Source: RefSeq, a predicted model, not a curated record